Messenger RNA from Pocillopora meandrina, 2117 nucleotides. The record is from the annotation of a GenBank genome assembly. NCBI's taxonomy places the organism in Eukaryota, Metazoa, Cnidaria, Anthozoa, Scleractinia, Pocilloporidae.
AUGUCAGUCUUACAACUUUGGAACCCAAAAGGGCGACUCAGGGAAAUUCAAAUGUCAGCUAGCGACUCUGAUCGAUUUGUUGGAUUUGCUAACUUUACCGAGGUUGAAAAUUUCAUUUACAGAGGAAUAAAGGUAUGCUAAAUCUGUCUUUGUGCAUCAAAAAUUAAUUAAUUGCACCUCAAUGUUUGAAUCUAUAUAUUCAUAAUCGUAGCUGUAGCUCUAUUUCAGCGCCUUGCAUGAUUCUUUCUGAAGCUGUGCUCCACUUAACAUGGUUGGGAAUUAGCGCGGCAUUUCGAUUGAUCGAUUGCGUUCGGGUGCAAGGAAGCGACAGCAGGUAGUUGCUGGUUAAGACAGGAGCGAGGUUGUUUCACAUCAUGGGGGUGAACUUGCAACGGUAGAAGUUGAGCCAACUUGAAAUGGCGCGAAACCUCUAUAAAUUACAUGGCACCCUCGGGCACAGGACUUACAGAAUUGUUUAACACAAUGAAAAACGUUCAAAUGUCGUACAAUUUCUUAAGUGUCAUAACUUUCAUUCUUGGAAUAUUCAAAAUAGAAAACCGUUCAUGCACUGAGUCUCUAUCUUCCUGCAUAUAAAAUCGACGAAAGAACUUAAAAUUAAAAAAAGACAAAACGUUUUUAUCAAUGUUUGAAAAAACAUACGUUUCUCUAUUUUCCUUCCCUAAUGUUAGAGCAUCUGCGAAGGUGACCCGUGCAAAGAAAACGAAUUAUGUGUCGCAAGCUACACAUCAAAAACUCACUUGUGUAAGCGUAUCAGAGGUAAGUGGAGACCUGGUAGAUUUUUGUAGUUUGAGAGAAGCUCAUGUCCUAAUUAAUCAAGGGAUACGUUGUCAUAUGUUACCUCGAUACAGGACAGCAAUGUUCUGAAUGUUACUUUAUGUAAUCAAUAUGGUGCUCAGUUAACACAGUGGGAAGUUUUUCAAAUACUAAUAGCUAUGGGGCUUGGGAAAAAUACCACACAACUCGCAAAAUAUUGCGCGUAUUAUUUUGCGCGUAUACUAUCGACUAAAGUGUAUUCAUAACAGACGGUAACUUGACUACUUGCUGUUUACAUUUAAAGAUUGCCCCAAGAGCUGUCUUGACUAUUAUCAAAAUGGUUCCAAAACUGACGGUGUGUACCGGGUUUACGCUGAUGAAGAAGAACCCUUUCAAGUGCUGUGUGACAUGACAACUGAUGGCGGAGGCUGGACCACCUUUCAAAGGCGCAUGGAUGGCUCUGUAGACUUUUAUGUCGCCUGGGAAUCGUACAAAAAAGGCUUUGGAAAUCUGGAGGGCGAGUUUUGGCUCGGAAACGAUUAUCUUCACCGUCUGACUGCAUCUGCUAACAUGGUGUUUCGAAUCGAUAUGGAGGAUUACGAAGGUCAUCGAAGAUUUGCCGAGUACAUGACUUUCUCCGUGGCCGACGAAAGCGAUAAUUAUCGGGUGACAAUCGAUGGAUACCGAGGCACCGCAGGUGACUCAUUAGCUUCAACUCAGCCCAUCAGGUAUGUGGCUGGCAAUUCGUUUACCGAUGUUAGAAGAAUGAAAAUUGACAUUGAGAAAUUUAUCAGUGGAGCGCUGCUGCUCAAGAAUGCGUGACUUACCGUUCACUUGACGAAGUUGAAGAUCCUUAAACUUAACUUUAUAAACUUCUCCUUUGCCUCAUGUUUUAGGAACAACUUCAUGUAUAUUAUUGACCAUCACUGCCCUUUUUAAAUUGGUCAUUGACAUUGACAUUGCUCCUUGCAGCAUGAUUUACUUUUUGUGCACUGCUUUGUGCACAGAUUUCCAUGUUUUUCUUCUUCACUUUCCUUCUCAUGCCUUCAGCAACAUUGCUGCCCACCCAGCUUCUUGUCAUUUUUUCACGAAGUUGUUGUUGUUUUUCUUUUUUUCAAUUUAGAAAUAUGAACUUUACAACCAGAGACAGAGACAAUGACGCUAGUGACGUUGGAAACUGUGCAGAGUAUUUUAGAGGUGGCUGGUGGUAUAAUAGCUGCCACAGGGCAAAUCCAAAUGGCUUGUACCAAGGCGGAAGUCACGCACAAGGAGUUAAUUGGAUCUCAUUUCGAGGACUAGAUUAUUCGCUUAAGCGCACUGAGAUCAAACUUCGACCAGCAUGA